GCGGCCUGCACUAGUGCGCACGCGCGCCGAGACUUGCUGGCCAGAGGUAGUGCUGGCCCGGCGGCGGCAGUUAAAGGAUGUGGCGCGAGUCCUGGAGAGAGCAAUUAACUGAGAAGUCUUGAAAAAGGAGAGUGACUGUUGGGUCUGUGGGGGGAAAAAUGGAGUCCGAAGAGCAAGACGUAGAACAGCCCUUCUGCUUGAGCGUGAAAGGCCUUGUGAAGAUGCUGCGGCUGGCAGUAAAUGUGGCAUCCAUGACCUUUUUCAUCAUCGCACAAGCCCCUGAACCAUACAUCGUUAUCACUGGAUUUGAACUCACCAUUAUUUUCUUUUUCAUAGCUUUGUAUCUAUGCAGACUUGACAAAGUGAUGAGAUGGUUGUUUUGGCCUUUGCUUGAUAUUACCAACUCAAUGGUAGCAACAUUAUUCAUGCUUGUUGUGUCUGUGUUGGCAUUGAUACCAAAACCUUCAACAAUGACAAUCCUUGGAGGCUCAUUGCGUAAGUGCUUAGAACAUAGAACUGUUAUCCAGUGCAGCAACCAGUACUCAUAUGGCCACUGAACACAGGAGAUGGGGUUAGUAUGACUUGAGAUAAGCUCUGAAUAUAAAAUAUGCAUUGAAUUUCAGAGAUUGUGUUAUCUCUGCAAAAGAACAUAGAAUACGUUGCUAAUAACUUAUUAUAGCAAUGAUUUAUAAAGGGAUAAUAGUUUGGAUAUGUUGAGCUAAAUAAAUGUAUUAAAAUAACUUCACUUUUUUCCUCUUUAAAUGAAACUCUUGGAAAUCUUAUGUGGCUCACAAUGGAGACUACGAAUUCCUUCAGGGUGGUCCUGGCCUGGUGCAUGAGGCCCAACUAACCUCAAGUUGCUUAGAGCCUAACACAAGAGAUGAGUGCAGCCAGCAGUGCGUACGCCAUUAAUGGAGGCUGCCCGGCCAGAGGAAGAGACAGAGCUGUAGCUCUCUGGCAGGAGAAUUGCAGUUUGCUCUAUUUCCCUUUAGCUCAAUUGUAUUUUCCUCAGGCCUGUCUAGACUCCUCUGCCUUACAUGGAUGUUGCCCAGCCUUUGAGUGUUCCCUGUGGAGCAUCUUAUCGCUCCCGUCCUACAAAGCUUGUGUCACUACUACAGUCCCCAGGACUUAAUUUGCUGCCAGCACCAACUCUUGACCCGAUCAAGGAUGCUGAUCGAAAAAUCAAACAGCUGACCACUAAAGAGAGAAAUGUUGAUUGGUGGCUGAAUCCAGUCAGUAGAGCUUGAAAGAAUGUGUGCCAGAGCAACUCAGGAGGAAAAGGCAACUUCCCUUCCACCUCAAGGGUGCUUCUACUCACUGCCAUUACCAUUUCUUUUACUGUGGAGAGGUAUGGGGGAAACUUAGCAAUGACCUCUCAAGAGAGUCCCUUCCACUUUCGUGUUGGAUGGUAGCUCGGAGAACAAGCUCUGUACCCUGGCAGGAAAGAAAUCUAGUGGGCAGCUCCCUGGGAAUUUGUGUGACAGAAGCUGAUGGCGGUGUCUCUGU
This is a messenger RNA of Peromyscus leucopus (white-footed mouse), 1506 nucleotides long. Its product is annotated as chemokine-like factor. Gene Ontology annotation, cellular component: membrane. Lineage: Eukaryota; Metazoa; Chordata; Mammalia; Rodentia; Cricetidae. The transcript is spliced from 4 exons. The record is from RefSeq and is a predicted model, not a curated record. The coding region runs from base 159 to 557 and encodes 132 amino acids.